Molecule: messenger RNA, 1961 nt
Organism: Notothenia coriiceps (black rockcod)
Lineage: Eukaryota; Metazoa; Chordata; Actinopteri; Perciformes; Nototheniidae
Gene: rbm34
Product: RNA binding motif protein 34
Exons: 10
Coding region: 185-1336 (383 amino acids)
Biological process (GO): maturation of LSU-rRNA from tricistronic rRNA transcript (SSU-rRNA, 5.8S rRNA, LSU-rRNA)
Cellular component (GO): nucleolus
Molecular function (GO): rRNA binding
Source: RefSeq, a predicted model, not a curated record
CGCAAUAGGACAAGCAGUGUGCUGUUGGGAAAACGUGUGCGUAAUAUUUCUCGUGUUAUUGGAGUUUACAGUUGUGGAAUUUCAUGUAAAUGCUGCAAUUAACGUGAUAAAUUACUUAUAUUUGUAUAUAAAGGUCUAACCGGAGUCAAUCUUUAAGUGACGCUGGGAUAAUCCGGUAGAAACCAUGAAGAAGAAACUGCAGGAGAGUGAGGAGGAGCAGCCGGAGCAGCCGGAGCAGCCAGCUGACUACGUGGUCGGUCAGGUGUCAGGAAGUUUGUUCAAGAAGAAAUCUAAAGCCUCCGGAUCGCUGUCGGCUUUAUUCAGGGCUGCUGCUCCCGCUCCACCUGUUCUCUUUCAGCCUGCACCCAAGCCUGUUCCGAAGAUCACAGAAGAAACAGAGGAGCCAAAGGAAACUCCAGAAGUCAAAGUUCAACUUAGCAAGAAGAGGCAGAAGCAGCUGAAGGAGAAAACAGAGGGAGCUGGAAGACAGGUACGGAGUUUGAACAUUUCUAUCAUAGGAAAAUGGUUCUCGUGUUCACUUCAAUACAUUCAGAGCUCUGUAGCAGCUGCUUGUAGUGAUAUUAAAACAAAGUGUUAUCUUCUAAAGAUCUGUUGUGUUUGUUCCCUGCAGGUCAGAGAGGACCCCGCCAUGUCCCGCAAACUAGCAGCUAUUCAGCGCAAAGUUCAUCCCAAGAAGCAAAGCAUGAACGCCUACGUGGUGUUUAAAGACCAGGAAGGAGUCACCAAGGCGUUAGAGAGGAACGGCAUGGAGAUCGAGAAAGGUUUUCACAUCCGAGUGGACAAAGUGACGGAGAGCUCAGCACACGAUCACAAACGCUCCGUAUUCGUGGGGAAUCUUUCGUUCGAGAUAAACGAGCUGUCUUUCCGGCAGCACUUUGAGGAGUGCGGCGAUGUGGAGGGCGUCCGGCUGGUUCGAGACCAGAACUCCGGCCUGGGGAAAGGGUUCGGAUACGUCCUGUUUGAGAGCGCAGACUCGGUGCAGCUGGCGUUGGAGCUCGAUGGAUCGAAGCUGGAGACCAGGACCAUCCGGGUGAAGAGGUCGGUGAAGAAGGAGAAGCAGAAGAAGACUCCGGAGGGAAAAGGAGCUCCAGGGAGGCCAGGAAAGGGACCAAUGAAGGGACCUAUGAAGGGCUCGGGGCCAGAGAAAGGAGGCGCCCGGGGGGGUUUCAAAGCUCAAAAUAAAUUCUCUGGAAACCGACCGACUGCGACUACAAGCUCCGGCUCUUUCAAAGGAGAGAUGACGGAUCCGAACAAAAAGAGUAAAAAGAAAGGACCGAAGAAGCCCCGGAAGCCCAGAAAGACUGUCCACAUCUGAUUUACAUUGAAAACAUAAACGUGUGUGUGAGGUCUCCAGCUGAGUGUUAGCUUUUAAAACUCUGUCAGGAGGAAGAAGCAGAAGCAGGUUCACUGAGGUAUCUGGAGAGUUAAGAACAGGCUUUGUACGAUAGUCCAUUUUCCAAGUUCUCAGUAAAUGUUAUUUUCCCGACAGCUCUAAUGUUGUUUAUUCCAGUUACAUCCACUUUGUAAAACCAUCAAGUCCAAGAAAGCUUUGAAGGUGGAGUCUGUGAUUCUGUAUUGUAGGUAUUUGAAUUCUACACAAAAACAAAACUCACCCUCCCAUCAGUGCUCCUAGUGAAGGUUAGCUUUAGGGCGGAAGCUAACGAUUAUAUUCUCAAUUAAUCGUUUGGUUUGUAAAAUAUCUAAUAUCUUCAAAUAAUUUCCAACCAGUUGAUCAUCAACAGUUGGCGAGUAUUUUUUUGGGGAUUGACUUAUCGUUGCAGCUCUUCUCUUUAUUAUCCUUUACAUAAAAAGUGCCACAAACUAGUGAAUCACACUCAAUAUAACAAAGACUAUUAAAAUCAAACAUUUUUUGUAACUUUUCACCUGUUGUAUUGAGUUAUGUUGUUCCUGUUGUGUUCAAAUAAAAAUCUUUAAUUGUG